Molecule: messenger RNA, 320 nt
Organism: Oppiella nova
Lineage: Eukaryota; Metazoa; Arthropoda; Arachnida; Sarcoptiformes; Oppiidae
Source: the annotation of a GenBank genome assembly
CAAAUAUUAGAUCAAUUAUAAUGUUAGAUAAUUUGUCUCUAGUAUUGCAUAAAAAGGAUGACUUAAGAUUAGAAGUAACUGAACUUCCCGGGGACCCGGCACCUAAUGAAGUGCAAUUGGCUUCACACACGGUGGGAAUCUGUGGGUCAGACAUCCACUUCUGGAAGGACGGGGGUAUUGACAAAUGGGUCGUCAAAAAUCCGAUAGUUUUGGGACACGAGGGCAGCGCUACUGUCAUUAAAGUUGGCGCUAAAGUCAAGAAUUUAAAAGUCGGGGAUCGGGUGGCCGUAGAGCCGGGCAUCGCGUGUCUCAACUGUCAG